UUAUAUAAUAUAUAGACUUAUAGAGAGACCUUCUAAAAAAUGUUAAAAUGUAUUACUGGCACGCAAUAAAUGAAGACUCAGCACUCCACUUCUGAAAGGUUGCCGACCCCUGAUUUAAAUAAUUUCAUAAUAUCUGAAUUCUCUUUGAUCUUUCCUUAAAUUCAAGGAUAGAAUUUGAACAGCUUUUGUAUUUCUGGCAAGGAUACUGAGGUUCAAAGAAUGUAAUGAAUCCAAACCAGGUCAAUGAGAGCACUGGAUGGCUCAAGGGAUUGUUAGUUAGAGGGAUAUAAUAUGCUUCCAUGUAAGUCAUUGGUUUGAAUACAUUUCCAUGUCAGUAGUGACAGAAAGUCGCCAUCUCAGGGAUGUUCAAUGAACUAUGGGCCUGAUCCAAAGCCCACUGAAGUCACCGAAAUUGUUUUCAUUGACCUCAGUGCCUUGUGGAUUUGACUCUGUUAAAGAUUAUGGUGGAUGGGGUUGUUCAGGUAUCAGAGGACAAACUUUGCUAUCAGAAGUUCUGAGAGUCCAACAGAAAGCUCAAAAACUGAAUGGGCAUGGAGAAUGAACUUAUACAUUCACUUACUGAUGUAGUCCCUCCAGGCUGCACUUAUUCUGUGAAUAAAAAGAGGACUUAAUUCACCAGGACUGUCCACCCAGCACCUUUCACAAAUAUAAAAAAUGUGCAAAAAAGUUCAGUGAAAAAAAAUAUAAUGUAUUCCUCAAGCAAGAGCCUAUUUUUUUUGAAUUUGUGUUAAUAAAUGUAUAAUUAACAUUAUACAGAUCAAAUUUGCCUUUUUUUAAACUAAUUUGGAAACAGAAAUCCAGAAGAGAAUGUUCCAGUUCCCUCUAGUGGGCACUACAACUGAGGAGUUUAUUUACAUUUUGAUUUGCAUUCAUUCUUUCUAAAUACUAGAGAGAAUUAUGUGUAUAGUCCUAUCAACACUGUGGUUCUACCUUAUUUAAAUCACUAGACUGGUGCUAAUCUAAUAUUUGUACCAAAAAUAGCAUGUUACAUGCAUUAUAUUUACUGUUAUACCUAAAUAUGUGCUGUAUACUAAUAAAAAUAAAUCCUAUGUGAUAGCUGUGGACUUGUCUCUUAAAUACCCAAGUAUUUAAAAGCUUUCUUCCUGUGACAGAGACUGUGGUGAUGAGCAUAUUAAAAACGUGUUUAUAAGUAGUAAGCACAAUACAUCUGUUGUAUACUGUAUACAGCUACUGAAAUCUGUUUUCCUUUAAUGUUUCUACCUCUUUUGGGUGCAUACAUUGGGUUGUUAUUGUAGAAUCACUCAUGAAUAUUUGGCUGCGUCUGUUUUUUAAGCAGACGAGCACUAGAAUAUUCUAUUUUAGGAAAUAAAUCCAAAGAAGGACACAGGCGUUGCCAACAGAUAUAAGAAAGAGAAAAGUGAGAUAAAGGCAUGCUUUCAGUUUUAAAAAUCACAAUUAAAAACUGAUUUAUAGAUUCAUAGAUGUUUAAGGCCAGAAGGGCCCAGUGAUCAUCUAGUCUAGCUGCCUGCAUAAUGCAGGCCACAGAAACUCACCCAGGCAUUCCUACAUCAAGCCCAGAACUGAGCUAUUAGCAUAUCUUUAAAAAGCAAAACAUUGUCUUGACUUGAAGAUUGCAAGUGAUGGCGAAUCCACCACGUCCCUCGGUAAGUUGUUCCAAUGAUUAAUUAUUAUUAAUGCUGUUACCAAUAACACAAUAUACCUUUUGCUAUAAAUAAACCUAUAGAUAUAAGAAGUCUUACCAUCAUCUUCUUACAGAGGCUUAGAUUGUGCUGGAAAUAUCUUCCAGGUGUCUUUUCAGACUGUUUAGAGAAUUUCCACUGCUCUCUCUCAUCUUUCAUGUAUUUCAGGAAGAAGGGGGAUUCUUUCAAGAUUCUAAUGUCUCUCAAAUAUUCCAGAUAUCUUGAUUUUUCCCUCUUCAUUUCCACCUCACAGCAAGCCAGAGCAAUCAACCAACCAUGUAGUGUGGUUUCCAGCUCCAUACUGGGUUUGGGAUGAGUUAGAUUCUCAGUUAAAUGAUACAUGGAUUCUGCCUCCAUGUAUUACUCAGGAGAUGCUAUCAUAUGUAUGUGGAAAUCCGCAUAGAGUCUAACGAGCUGGGAUGCUUAGAACUAGCCAUGCAUCUCAUUGAUCCUUAUUGCAUCAGCAAUCCCAAGAUGUCCAUGUUGAUCUUCACUCUGCUCCCUUUAUUAAUAUCAAGCAGAAAAUAUAAGUAAUACUUCUGUUGCUAAAAACAUCGGGUGAAUUCUGUACAACCCAAGCUUACUGAGGCGUUCAGAGCAAUUACCUCUUUCUACCACACCAGUUGCAUUUUUGCUUCUCAAAAGCAACUUGUUCCAACAAGUCAUGUAUAUUUGCAUGCUGCACAGCCUCUUAAAGUGAUAGUAGGACUAAAAUAGCUGCAAUACCAAGGUUAUGCUACUUUUUACUAUUUUCAUUCUUUACCUCAGAAAUGUUUAAUCACAAAAUUGACCUAAUAAGUUUUAUUUGAUAAAAAUAUUGAUUCCAAACAUCUUCAAACUUCUUUCCUAAUUAUUUUUGUUGUCCCUGCCCCCUUCUCUCCCUCUUUCAUUUUUUAGGAUUCUCUACUUAAAAAUUGUGUUCUGUAUUUGGGCUUCUUAUUUCAUUCUCAAAUGAAUAUUUCUGUGUAGAUUUUCCCAUGUUAUUGGGGUUUUUUACUAUAUGGUAAGGCUAAAGGACCAACACAUUUAACACUGCAAUUUUAUUGUACGUAGAGGGCAACCUUUUCAAACUUAGGCAUCUAAAUUUUGGCAUCAGCUUGGAAUGCUGGUUUUAUUCCUGUUGGGAUGAGCAUACAGAGAAAAACAUUAUAAAGAUGUGGAUGAAAUUCUGCUAUACAAAUUAGCAAAAAAAAUUUAAGAACCUCACUGCAAUGGAAAUAGGUGAUGUAUAUACAUUUUAAGAUGUAAAAGCCAUCAUAUUUUUUGUCUUGUUAUAUCACUCACAAGCCUAUUAGGUUAGUUAUUGUAACUGUGCUAUGAAAGGAAUGUAUGUGACUCUUUCUGCCUUUUUAAAAACUCAAUAAACUUAAGAAAAAGAGAGUUUUCUUUGGAAUGUAUAAUAAUUGGGGAAUGUACUGUAAAGUAGUAAUUAAUUAAUUCUGAGGUCUUUAAAUGGGUUCUUUAAAAGUUUUCUCUGGAUAGAAGUUUAAAGGGUUGUUCAUAAUUUAUACUAUAAUGACCCUAUUUAGCUCAACAGAAGGAAAAUAAUUCCACCAUUGCCUAAGAACUAUAUUUAGGUAUCAAUUGACAAUUAAACUAAUUACUCAGUUUAUGUCCAUGAUGACUGAACAAUCUAAAGCAAAUGAAUAAUGAUACUUAGCAUUUACAUUCACUUGUCAUCUGUAGAUCUCUGUGCUUUAAAAGAUUAGAAAGCAUUAAUGGUGACUAGUUCAAGUGAAAGCGGUGUACUCAAAAAUAAAAUGCUACUAUGGGGUGAAAGUCUGUUCGAAUUUGAGCACGGUAUUGAGCCCACAAAAUUUAACAUCUAAAAUGGAGCAAAAAUACUCCUUACCCAAAUACUGAAGCAGAACAAAUAUAGUUGUGUAUAUAUAUUGCUACACUGCAUUUUGUAGGAAUGUGACAGUUGCUUUACUGGGUUAUGAUGACAGUCUCCCUAGUCCAGUAUCCAUUGCAGAUAGUUAUUUUUUGUCUCAAGAAGUGGAUUUGUAAAUAUUUUGUAUUAUUACCAAAGAUUCUAUUCAGAGUUUGCUGGGGAAAGUUAUCUUGCCUUAUGCAGGGAGGAUCUGGAGGAAAUAAGGGCUGAGUAUAGACCCCUGCAUUGUAUUUGCAGAGAGGCAGCAUGAUCCAAUGGCUGGGGCACUGGCCUGGAACUCAGGUAACCUGGGUGUUUUCCCCAGCUUUGCCCCUAACCUCUAGGUGCUACUGAACUAUAAAUAAUUGUAAUAAUAAAACGGCAUAAUGCACAGCAUGUAUGCAAUACUUUGCUUUUGCUCAUGUGUAUGUUCUUUGCUGACAGUCUUUCUGUUGACUUCAAGGGGAGCUGGAUCAGGGCACACACAAGCAAGCGCGCUCUCUCUCUCUCUCUUUGUCUCUCUCUCUCUCUCUCACUCUCCUACAAACUUGCAUGUGAGUGUCUUUAGGCAAUGGGACUAUGCAUUUGCAUAGAAUUGUGUUUUCAAGAUCAUGGCGAAAGUUUGAAAUUUUAAAUCUGUUUUAGGGCUAUUCCAGCUUAAACAAAGCAAGUGGAAAAUAGCUUUGCUGGUGAAAACUCCUUUUUGUCUCCUGUUUCAAUACCUGGUGUGUUGGCCAAGAUACAAAUAAAUCUGUCUAGUUAUCAGUCCAGUCCUGUAGCUAAAUGAAUAAUCUUAAAAUAUAAUUGACUUUUUUAAUGUCAGAAAAUGUGUUAAAUAAUUUAUAAUGGUUAUUAUUUAACUUGCACUAGAUAAGAGAAAUUUUAGUACAUUAUAUUGGUUAAAGUUAUUAGACACUAAAAAUAGGAAAUUAGAUUUAAGACCUUGCGUUUAGGGUAUGCCUUUACUGAACAGUUAACUUAAGUUUUCUACACUUGAGUUACCCGUCUUGAGUUAGCCCAGCUCAAGUGAGAGUGGCUGCACUGUGAUUUAGCACGUGAACUGCCAUGGCCACACUGGCACGUCACUCAUUCGUGUGUGGCACUAAGACUUCUGGAGGCAUAUCUUAUGGUGGUCUGUGGUUUAAGCUGAAGCCUAAAUACCCUGAUGGACUGGCCAACUCAAGUUGGAAUCACCACCAUGCUUGAGUUACAGGUUUUUGUGUGUGAUGGGACGCAAGUUUAGGGCAACACUUGAAUUAUAAUUCAGGUUAACCUUAUGGUGAAGAUAAGGUCUAAAUCUCAAAUAUCUUUGCACUAGUGGUGUUGUAAUGCACAUGCAUAGCAACAAUAAAUGCUGCAAGUCGGUGUCUCACAAGAACUUUGCAGGGCAAUAGGUUUAGUCCAAUUAGAGGGCAAUAAACUAAGCCCUCUGAGGUGAAAGACAAAUAAUGACAUUCAUUUAUCAUAGAUCAACUAGGUCUUUAACACUAAUCUUCAGAUUGGCAGCACCUUGAUUUAAGCCAGUCUAACAGCUUAUUGAUAUUCAAGUGGAAUCAAGGAUGUGUAGUCACUAAAUACUAGUACUAAAAUGGCAAGUAUUGGUAUUCAUCUUCAAAAAAUAAUAGGUGUUAUAGUUUGAGGAGAGUUUUCUGUUAUAUUGAUCUAACCUGGGAUCUAUAGGUGCACAAUUUAAACUAAAACCUGCAUGGUUCUAAUCUCUCUCAUGCCUUUUGGCAACUCUUUUAUGCAAGCUUCAAAAGUGAGAAAAAAAUUGUCCUUGACAGAUAUUUCCAACAUACCUAUAGAUUGGCAACAUCUUGAUUAAGAAAGCUGUUAGCACAAUUUAUUAUUUAUGUAACACCAUGAAGCUAACAGCAGUGGUUUCUUAAACUGGGGCUAUCUGAAUAUUGUUUAUAAUCCAAUCUAAUGUAUUAAUUUUUAGAGGCAAAACAGUUUUCAGAUGGAACAGUUAAAAGGCAUAUAUGACAUUAGCCUACAACAGCAUUCUUGGGAGUUGGUGGUACCACACUUUCUGCUUUGUUAAUCAAAAAUUAUCCAGAUUUAUAUGGCUUAAUUGUCAAUGGGAGUUUUGCCAGAUUUUGGACUAUGUGCUGAAGGACUAGGCUCUACGGGAAUUGCAUGUCACAUCUUUGAACAGCUAUUCUGAAUGUGGAGGUGUGAAUGUGUAUGAACAGAUAUAUUGUAUCAUAUUGCUAUUUAAUGAAUUAAUUGUUAAUACAGUUUUGUUAAAAGUGUGUCCAUUUUAUUCAUGUACAAACACGUUAUUUUUCCCUUACACAAGAGAGACAGGGUGAUAUGGUGGAAAAUUCACAAGAUGUAGUUCUCACCCAUGCCAGUGAUUCACUAUUUGAGCUUCAACAAGUCUCUGAGGGCCAAAUUUUCAGAAGUGUGCACUAAAUUCAGGUGCCUCCAUUUUUGGUUGCCCAGCUUGAGAUACGUGGGGCCUGAUUUUCCAUAGAUUCUGAGAAGCUAAAAUCUAAUUCAAGUCAAAAAAUUAAGUCCUAGAUAGGGUACCUUAAUAUCAAAGGCACCCAAAAUUAAUUGAUAGAUCUGAAAACGUGAAGCAUGUAAAUUAGGGAUCUCUUUUGAAAAUGUGGGCCGGUAUCUCUAUGUAAGUCUACAAAUCUAUCUUCAUGUUUUGAAAUUGUUUUAUUGCCCUUGCUUUCUCUGAUGUUUCAUCACAAUAGGACAUCCCUUUUUGAUUCUGCUGUGAUGGUGUGUGGGGGUAUGUGAAAAAAUAUAAAGGACAUGUUGAAUGAGCUAAUAAACAUUCAGGAACUUUUCCACAUUUCCAGACUACAGCUAAACAACUUAUCCAAACAUUUUUUCCCAACUAAUCACCCCCCCUGGGGAACUAGGUUUAGAUAGGAACUUCUAAUACACGCAUCCAGGAGUAAAAGAUGGGUUGAAUUAACAGAAAUUCCCUUAUCAUAAUUAUAAUCUACAGUAAAUGAGUUUAACUGGUUACCCUGGGUCCUCCCCUUUGUAGCCCCUGCCCCCACAGCAUCCACAGAAUGACUUCAGUUCCUUUAUAAAGCUAGCAGACUACAUGCCGCUUCCUUCGCUCACCUGAAACUGCAGGACAUUUAAAUUAAAAGUCCACACAAGUAAGAUUAGUAUGUUUCUGCUGCUGCUUCAUCUGCUCGUGAUCUCAGGUCUUGGAGCAACAGGACAAGGUGGAAAGCUGCAAAGGAACAAGAGGAGAAUUCAGCACCUUUCCUAUCAAGAUAAAGAUUUGCUUGAAAGAGAGGGCCCUAGCAAGUUGCUGGUGCAAGAUCCCAUGGACUAUGAAGAAAUCCUAGAAGAACCGAGUUUAUUUGUAGCAGCCACAGAGAGCCGGAAGCAGGGAGAAAAAAAAUCAUCCAGAUUUAUCCUUCCAUAUGUAGAGCUUGAUGUGCACCGAGAUCUGGGAAGCUGGACUGCACCUAAAGAGACCUCCCAUUCUGAAAGCAUGAGACGCUUCCUACCUUCACACUCAGUCAACAAGAAGGAAGCUGAGCCCCCCUACAGGAAAGAUGCUAAAAAAUUCUGGGACCAUUUCAUGUUUAAAAAAAAUUCAGCUUCUGAGGAGGUUGUUCUGCCAAUCAAGACCAACGAUAUGUACCAGGAGACCUGCAGGACGCUGCCUUUUUCUCAGAGUAUUGUGCAUGAGAACUGUGAAAAGGUGGUGGUGCAGAACAACUUGUGCUUUGGGAAGUGUAGUUCCUUUCACGUCCCUGGCCCAGAAGAUCGUCUUUACACCUUUUGUUCCCACUGCUUGCCUACCAAGUUCACCAUGAAACGCUUGGAGCUGAACUGCACCAGGUCUGUCACCAUUGUUAAGGUGGUCAUGAUUGUGGAGGAUUGCAAGUGUGAGAUUCAGAAGAUUAAAGAUUCUGAUAUAGGACCCCUACAUUCAGACUUGCAUUCAAAUGUAUAUGAGCACAAUUAACCUGCUCAAAAGCACCUUUAAGCCCCAUAAUCAUUAGCAUCCGUGUGAAGAUGUAGAUUAUCUCUUUACAUCAUGUAUAACGUUACCUGAAAUGUAUAAGAUGUUUCUCUGUGUGAAAGAGAGGGAGGGGGGAGCAUGGUGUGGAAGUCUAAUCUCUUCAAAAUGUCUCCUCCUUGCUACACUGGGUCAGUUCCAUUGGUGUCAACGAAGUUGAGAUCCCGAGCAUAUACGAGCCAAAAGCUGUCACCACUGUUUUAAACACCAUGUUGAUUAGACCUGCUCAGAGCCAGACUUUUCUCUGCAAAAAGAGGUGUGUUUUUUACAUUGAGAUAGCUAACUCAAUGUAAUAGUGGAGUAACAGCAUAGGUAGUUAUUACUGUUGUGUAGCUAGUCAAGGUCAACCCUAACAUGGCUGCAUUGAGGUAAAACUACAGUGCCUUGUCUCCACUAGCAUUUUACACUGACAUGGUGAUCUUGAGUUAGCUAUCUCAAUGUAAAACCACAUAUUUUCUUUUUUUGCACUGAAGACAAAGCCGAAGUCUAAGCAACAAUGCAACUUAAAGUUAGAGCUAGUCUAAUUAUUUUAAUUGAUGCAUUUUUGUUUUUGUUUUUUCAUUGAAGAGGGACUUUUCAACCUAAACAAAAAAUAUUGCUCAAGAUUUUCAUUUUGGUCAAAAUUGUCUGGUUUUUUGAUGAACAAAAGUUUCCCUUAAAGAACAACUGGCAUUUUCUGAGCAACUUUAUUUAAAAUGCUCGCAGCAAUUGGUGACCUCAUCUAUAACAUGUAUUCCCAGUAUUGCUAACACUGGUGGAGGUGAGCCACCAUUAGCAAUGGUGGGAAAUCUUUGAGAAAUAUCCAUAGCAUAAACAGGGUUGAAGGUGACAUGUAAUUCCAUUGACUUCUAAGGAGUCAAUCCUGAUUUACACCAGUGUAAGAAGAGAAUCAGGUCCUAUAUAUUAUUACUAUUACAUGAGAAGAAAGAAUCUUUGUGUAACAAAUACUACCAACAAUAGAGUAUUUUAAAAUAUUAAAAAGUAUGAAGCAGUUGCCUAGCUGCCGACAUGUUUGCACUGGAGGACUUUCUGGUGAUGCUGAAGACAGCUCAAUAACUGGGUGGGCGUGAGAUAGAUUAAAUACUCAUUUAGAGAUUGGUUUUGCUGCCCUCAUUCAUGUUCAGUAGUACCUUGAAAUGGGACAGUCAACAGAGUAAGGUAUGAUUCAGGUGAAUAAGGCUACCAGAAUCAACUUUAAAUGAUCAAAGAUGUUUCUUAAAAUUGAGUUACAAUACUGUGCAAAAUAGACGCUAAUGUGACAGGGAGGAAUCGAAUGUUGCUGUGUGUACUUUAUCGUCAUCUCUAUGGGGGUAAUUUACAGGAUCUUUCCCUGCAAUGUGAUUAUUUGAAUAUGUUCACUUGCUAUAAGAAUAAGUGGAAGGGAUACCCCACUCAAUGAAAGGUGACUUACAAAAUGUUAUGAAUUUGCAGGAGCAAAAUACAAUAUUUAUGAAAGUUGGGAUUAAUUGUUCUGCUAUUUUUGCAAAGUAAAUGAAUCUGACAUUUAUAACCAACAUUUUUGUAAAAUAACUUGAAUAAAAUAACUGUGACUCAUUCUGUAAAGCAUUUAGGGUCUGAUUCUGAUCUCACACUGAUAUCAAUCAGAAGUAAUGCUAUUGAAGUCAGUGGAAUGACGCCAAUGUAAAACUGUAGUGAGCCAAAAUCAGGCCCUUAAUAAAAACCUUGUAAGUA
Messenger RNA from Chrysemys picta bellii (western painted turtle), 9253 nucleotides. RefSeq names its product cerberus 1, DAN family BMP antagonist (gene CER1). Lineage: Eukaryota; Metazoa; Chordata; Testudines; Emydidae. The record is from RefSeq and is a predicted model, not a curated record.